This is a messenger RNA of Vitrella brassicaformis, 2734 nucleotides long. The record is from the annotation of a GenBank genome assembly. Lineage: Eukaryota; Vitrellaceae.
CACGAACUCUUCCUGCUGCCUCACAACCCUUUCUCCUUCAGUGCACCUCUCUCAGGGCCAUGAUGUCCCUUUCCUUCAGCCUGAUCUCUCUCUUGUGCGUCCUCUGUGGUGCUGCCGCCUUCGACCUCGACAGCUUCGCCCGCUUCGUGCCGACAGAGAGCAGCAGCAGCGAUGUGAAGCUGUCAUUCAGCCAUCAGCAGACCACUCAGCUGACCGACAGUGACGAGAGAGAGGCCACCUUUGUGAGCUCUCUCUUUCCCCUCUUCCCAGGCGAUGUUCUCAACACGUGAGGCACUCACACACAACAUCGCACCGCAAGGCUGCACUACAUGUUUGCUCUUGCUUGUAGGUAUCCCUUUGACGUGCCGAUUCCCUUCCCGCAACAGCCGAUGGCAAUUCGGUCUCUAUGGGGCGAAAUUGUCGACGAUGAGAACGUCAGCGUGCCCCUCGAUGAGGUAAUGCGUCAAGGCCACACCCACACACAUACACAAAUGCAGCUGAAGGUUUGUGUGUGUGUCUUCAGGUCUACACGCACCACUGGUUCCUGACCUACACGAUGCCCGGCGACGAUAGCAGAAACCUCACACGCGCAAUGACACGCGCACUCGCUGUGGGCGCCGAGUCCAGGGGUCAGUUACCACUGCACACACAGGCAGGAUUGUCCACUGCAUGCGCGGCCUGUUCGUUGCUCUGUCAGGCACGCCGAUAGUAUCGCUGAGCGCUCCUUUUGCCUUCACGACGACCGGUGAGGAGUCCUGGUGGCUCAACAUGCACCUGCUGAGGACCGACAAUGUGACCAAUGUGCCAGCCUGCAUUCAGGUGAUCACGACACAGACACACAACACACCAAUUGGCCAGGCAAUGCUGCUUGUUUGUGCCCUUCAGUGCCGCUGCGCCCCCGACGGCCGUCACGGGUCGCUCAGCUGCUGCCAAGACGGCACGCACUGCCACACAUCAUUCGACCCGUUCGUGACGGCCAGCGACUCUGACUUCUUUGACGACCCCGCCCACUGCCCAGACUGCAACUCCAACACAGAAGACAUCUUCGGGCCGCCGAUCCGCAACUUCAUCCCUCGCCCAGCCGCCAAGUACUACCGCGUCAGGUACACUGUCCGCUACGGCGAGGUCACCCCCGACGUCAAGCCGGUCCGCGCCAACAUGGGCAUCGACAUCGUCAAGGGCAAACAGGAGUACAACGUCUUCCCAUGCGCCCGCAAGGAGAGUGCGGCCCUUGCGCCUCUCGCAGCCAUGAAGCAGCGGCGCCUACUGCUCAGUGGGGAGGACAGCGAGUGUGUCGACACCAAGAGGGCGACGGUCGUCGUCAACCAGCCCUUCCAUCUGAUCAACGUCCGCUCACACCUGCAUGUGGGCGCCAUAAGUGCUUCUCUGGCCGGCGUGAGGGAGGAGUGGCAGUGCGACCUGCGGGCCAUCUAUGGCACCACGCCACGCAAGGCCGGCGACGAGCUGGGCUAUGUGACGGGCAUCACCCAGUGCUACUACGGUGAGGGCGAGAGGAUGCUGCAGAGGGGUGACUUACUGCGGGCGACGGUCCACUACAGGCGGGACAAGCACUACGCCGGCGUGAUGGGCGCUGUUCUGUUGGUGGGGUACUACCCCGGCGACACGGCGGCAUCGACGUCAUGGGAAUUCUCGGUCACGCAGGUGUCCUAUGUCAACGAGACGGACAGCGAUGUGCGUGUGUGAAUGUGUGAUUGUGUGAGGGGAGAGAUGUUAAGAUGAGAUUGAGUCGUGCCUGUGGGUGGGUAUGUCAAGCGGUCCACUGUGAUGACGGACUCGAACUCCACUUGAUGGCGUCGUGUCAUUCGCCACCGAGUGAGCUUUGUGGCCGUCGGCUCAGUGGAUCUCGUGACACGACCCACACACGCAAUGCGAUGGAUGCAUUUGAGAUGCGGGCCGGGCCGUUUUGCCGUUUUUGAUGCAUGUAUGUGUCUGUGUGUGUGUGUCCAGCGGUGUGGUGUUGGUGUGACUCAAAGAUGAGAUCAGUGUCAGUGGCAAUGUCGUCCAUUGGGUGCAUUCAUUGCAUCGAUGAGCUUCCUCAUUGGGAGGGGGAAGAUGCAGCGGGGCCGUGUAAGCCGUAUAAGCCAUCUUUUUCCGGAUCGUGUGUGCGUGGUGCAAUGAUUGAUGGAGUGUUGUGUUGUGUUGGUUGGGAGCGAGGGUCGCUAGCCUGGGUUUGUGGGCGCCAAGCGCAGUUAGCCGAGACGUCUAUCUAUGGGUAGGUAGCGGACUCGUCGACGUCUAUCUGAGUAGCGAUGUGCAUCACACUGACGGACUCGUCGACGUUGUCGUCAAUAGGACAGAUUGACCAAAUGCCCGUCCAUGUGUGUGUGAAAUUUUGUGUGUCAGGUGGGUUUGUCCUUUCCUCCUCGCUGCUGCACGUCGUCUUGUGUGUCGGUUCGUUCCGUCCCACAGACUUCGUGUGUGAGUGGGGGGUGGAGGGAUCCCAGAGGACACAGACGAGAGAGAGAAUGGCCGACACCCUUGUCAGUCAGCCUGACAGCCAGUCCACGGGUUACUCGGGACCCUUUCUGUGUGUGAUUGACGUGUGUCCUUUGUGUUAUCCUCUGAGUGCGGCUGCGUCCUUUGGUCGUGUUGUGUGUAUCGUGCCUCAUUACUGUGAUGGCUCAGUGGUGGGGCUCCGUACACAGACGCCGGCUGAAGGACGCACACGUGCGAGAGGGAUGACUGGUGCGAUGGACGACCAUAUCAAUAUCGG